UCGAAGCCAGAACUAGGAGCAGAUGGGGCCAGUAACUGUGCACUCUCUCCUGUGGGAUCCACCCCUUCCUCGUCCCUCCCAGCCUUCUUCUCCCUUCUCUUCCCCAGCUGGAACAAAGCCAGGAGGUGGAGCCGGGGGGAGGGGUGGUUCCUUAUAGUCUAGGUGGAGGCGAUCCGGUGAGCAUUCCGCGUCCUAACCGGUGUCUAAUGAGCUGGGCCGACCUGCCUGGGAGCUCCGCAACGGAUUGGACCUAGCUGUAUGUCUCCCCAUAGCGCUGAGCCCGACGCAGAGAGCGCCUUCCAACCUAAGAUGGGGGUCCCUCGAAGGCCAGGGGACGCUGCAGAACUGCGCAAGACUCUGAAGCCUCUAAUGGAGAAACGCCGACGAGCGCGCAUCAACGAGAGCCUUACCCAGCUCAAGGGUCUCAUCUUACCACUUAUCGGCAAGGAUAGUUCCCGCUACUCGAAGCUGGAGAAGGCAGACAUCCUAGAAAUGACAGUGCGCUUCCUUCAGGAGCUGCCGACGUCCCACUGCCAUGCCGCUCCCACCUUAGCAGACAGCUACAGAGAAGGAUACCGGGCCUGUCUCAGCUGCCUGACCCGGGUUCUGCCCACCUGCAGCCUCCUCGAUGGGGAGGUAUGCAGCCGACUCCUGGAGCACCUGCACCGAAGCGCCUCGGGCCAGUACCCUCUCGGGCUCCCGGACUCCCUUAGCAGCCCCAAAGACUCGAGCUCUGAGUCCCCAGAUAGAAUGCGGCUGGCUUCCUCUCCUCGUGAAUCUGGCUGUCCUCCUGGCCCCCCACCUUCUGGACUCUGGCGCCCCUGGUAGCCCCCUUAGAGGUGAGGGGGGACCUCUUUCGGACCUAUAUUUAUUCGAAAUCACAGGGAUAGAAGAAAAAUGGACAGAAAAUCUCUGGGGUGAACGGGGUUCCUGGGGCCAAGUGCCUUAUCUACUCCUUAGGCCCCAACUCCAUCUUCCAGCCUUCUCACUAUCACUGCACUUUGUAGCUUUUGGUUUCUUCACAGAGGAAACCAAAAGCCUUUUUUUUUCUUUCCCCUAAUGGGUUUUGUUUUGUUAAACAUCCCCUCCCCCAAUAAAGCCUUUUGCAGAAGUGCUAGACUCUGAGGGCCACUCUGCUGAUUUCGGAGAAGAGGACAAGGGCCCAGUGCACAUAAGAGGGAGAUUCUGCUCUGAGCUUGGACAUGUUGGCUUCUCCUGGUCCUCAGAAUGAGCAUCAGUUCCAUUGGAGUCAGAAGAUCUACCAGUCCCUGGGACUGGGGCUUUGCUGUUGGGUACCCCUCUUCUAAAGAGGUGGCUGUGGAUGCUGUCAGCACUGAGCUGCCUGAGGCAGGUUGCAGGCUGACCUGCUUCUACCCUGGCCCCCAGUACCAGGACUAGAGCUCUCCUGAUGCAACCCUGACCCCACCCUAAGGGAGAGGAUGGGAUGUGCAGUGGGAUCUUUGCCCGGGCCUGUCUCCUCACCUGGGACAGGCCGGAGCAAAAGCAGCAAAAUAUAGCCGGCUUCAGAUCUGACAGUGGAAACUCUGAGACAGGAGGAAGAGGGGCUGGGGAAGAGAUGACUUCCCCAACAAGGGGAUGUGGUGACUUAGAAGGCUUUUGGAGUUUGUCAAAUCCAAAUAAUUGUUUCUGGGUCCUUAUCCCGGAAGGCUACUGUGCCUGCAGGAUCAAAGCCCCUGGGUUUUCCCACUCACCUCCUUUGCUCUGCUUUGCCAAUCACCCACUCACAUUUAUUGAGUGACUACCAUCUACAGGGCCCUGAGCCCCGUGGGGCAGCAAAACAGAAACUCCUGGGAGCCAGAAGGCUGCUUGGCUCAGGAGCUUUGCUCAGGGCACCUAGAACUCAGUCUCUAGACUGGGGCUGCCUUGAGAGUAAUGGUAUUCCAGUCCUGGCACUCAGAGCUAGGGAGAGAAACUGAGGCUAUGCUCAUGGGAAGUAGUAGCUAGCCUCUGAAGGUCUUUUCCUCUUUUUAUUUCUUCUCUGCCCUGGGUUGCAGGAAAAGACACCAAAGAGAAUGACCCUUCUUUCAGGAUCCCCAAUUCAUAUUCUUCCCCAGAGCCUGAAUUUCAGCUUUCCUCAAUUGCUCUAUAUCUACACCAGGCCUCCCAAAUCUCCUCUCAACCGCUCUGGUGUCUUCAAGCACUGGGAGAAGGAAUAUACCAGAUGAAGGGCAUCUGGGGUCUCUAGAUAAGGACCCAGAGAAAUAUUAUCUGAAGUUUUUGCUAGAAGGCUAAGGGCCAUGAGUCUUCCGGGGGACAUAGCUAGAAAGUGUAUGAGGCUACCUUUGAACACAGGUUUUCCUGAUGUAUAUACAUAUAUAUGUGUAUAUAUA
This is a messenger RNA of Phascolarctos cinereus (koala), 2351 nucleotides long. It is a transcript of the gene HES2, whose product is annotated as hes family bHLH transcription factor 2. The record is from RefSeq and is a predicted model, not a curated record. NCBI's taxonomy places the organism in Eukaryota, Metazoa, Chordata, Mammalia, Diprotodontia, Phascolarctidae. Gene Ontology annotation, molecular function: protein dimerization activity; DNA binding. Gene Ontology annotation, biological process: regulation of DNA-templated transcription.